Plasmodium cynomolgi strain B is the source of this 1197-nucleotide messenger RNA. RefSeq lists its product as hypothetical. The annotation marks the transcript as partial. Lineage: Eukaryota; Apicomplexa; Aconoidasida; Haemosporida; Plasmodiidae. The transcript is spliced from 7 exons. Gene Ontology annotation, biological process: response to pheromone; G protein-coupled receptor signaling pathway. The record is from RefSeq and is a predicted model, not a curated record.
CGUUGAAGGAAGAACCAAUGCGAGCCGCUUUUACGCAGAGGGGAAGGUCAUAUAUGGGUUGAAGGAGGACAGGGACUUUAGUGUGUAUAGCCAAUUCUGUUACAGUAGGAGUCGCAGGACAAAGGGAAAAAAGGGCGUGUUCAUUGUAACGAACUCGUAUAUCCCCAACACGAAACUGUUAAUAUUGAAGGAGACAGAGCAGGAGAUGCAUAACUAUAUGAAUGGGCAGGACGGAAACAAGUGCGUAGACUUGGAGAGGAAGGCUUUGUUUGUCCACCCCUUUGAUGACAUUCCCUCGGGGCAUUUACCCAAUUCCUAUUUCGUUUAUGAGGAGGAUAUCGGUGACCAUAUGAAGGGAACUCCGCUGAACUUCGUCCUACUCGCUUGUGGACGCCACGUGAAGAAUGCGUACAAAAUUGAGUUCCGAAAUAACACGCACUUUUUGAGGAAUCAUUUUUCUUGCGAGGAUCAGGGGCUGAUCGAGAUCCACCUUCUCCUGGUGGUUAUCUUAGGCGUCCUCUCCCUUGCGUACAGAGCGAAGCAGGAUUCGUUAAGACGAGCACACAGCGCCCUGAACGAAGCCCUCCACAUGGCAGUUCUCUUUUUUGUCCUCUCAAAUCUGUGCUACCUGAUACAUAUAUUUGUUUAUGCAUUCAACGGGACAGGGUUCACCUCACUGAAGGUGCUAAGUCAGAUAGGUGAAUCCAUUUACGAUUGCUUUAUGGUGACUGUCAUUUUUUACAUUAUGUGUUGUACAAUAGAUAGGGAGAAGAGGAGAAAAGAGACUGUCCGAACUUCUCUCACCUAUGGCGUCCUCAAAUUUGUGUACCUUCUGGUCGAAAUGCAAAACCAGCAGGACUUGAAUCUCUACGCAUCGUUGCACUCAGUUGUAUCUCUACCUUUUGUGAUUUACCGAGUAGUCAUAGCAGCAAUAAUUUACAGAAACUGCAAGAGACUGCUAAUGGAGAAGACCCCGGGGGAGGAGACUUUCUUCAUAUUGCUUCACAUGUCUUUAUACAACCUCUGGAUUUUAUCAACCCCCGCGUACUACCUAUUGAUGAGCAAAGCUUCAGUGCAUUUUACCCACUUGUACGUGCACUUCUCGAACCUUUUAAUUUUGAUAUAUUUGGUGCACGUCAUUUCGGAGAAGAAGUACGAAGCCAUGGAAUCCAGGCACCCCUACUUGGAUAUGGAGUG